UCUCCUAGCGGCUUCGCCAGCCAGCGCCCAGCGGGAGGGGUGUGGCGCUGGGUCUCGGAAACCGCCCCGUUCCCGCGUCGCUUCGCGCUCGUUCACCGUGUUAAUUCCUUUCCGAUUGCCGGCCCUGACGGUGCGGACAAGUGGGGCAUUGGGUGUUUUACUGCACAGAUUGUUUCAGCCAUGUCUGACAAAAGUGAGCUGAAGGCGGAGUUGGAGCGCAAGAAGCAACGAUUAGCUCAAAUCCGAGAGGAGAAGAAGAGAAAGGAGGAAGAAAGAAAGAAGAAAGAAACUGACCAGAAGAAAGAAGUUCUUCCAGUACAAGAAGAAUCUGAUCUUGAAAAGAAGAGAAGAGAAGCGGAAGCAUUGCUUCAGAGCAUGGGGUUGACACCUGAGUCUCCUGUUGUCCCUCCUCCUACCUCUCCGUCUUCCAAAUCCGUGAGUACGCCAAGCGAGGCUGGGAGCCAGGACUCCGGGGAUGGUGCUGUUGGAUCGAGGACGCUGCAUUGGGAUACUGAUCCAUCAGUUCUUCAGCUCCACUCUGAUUCCGAUCUGGGACGUGGACCUGUUAAACUUGGAAUGGCCAAAAUUACACAAGUUGACUUUCCUCCUCGAGAAAUUGUUACCUACACAAAGGAGACGCAAACACCUGUCAUGACUCAGCCCAAGGAAGAUGAGGAGGAGGAAGAUGAUGUGGUUGCACCAAAACCAUUAGUUGAACCUGAAGAAGAAAAAACAUUAAAAAAAGAGGAGGAGGAAGAAGCUGCCCCUCAUGAACUCACAGAGGAGGAAAAGCAACAAAUUUUGCAUUCUGAAGAAUUUUUAAGUUUUUUUGACCACUCCACAAGGAUUGUUGAAAGAGCCCUUUCUGAGCAAAUCAACAUUUUCUUUGACUACAGUGGAAGAGACUUAGAGGACAAAGAAGGAGAGAUUCAAGCGGGAGCAAAACUGUCCUUAAAUAGGCAGUUUUUUGAUGAACGUUGGUCAAAGCAUCGUGUUGUCAGUUGUCUGGACUGGUCAUCUCAGUAUCCAGAACUACUUGUAGCCUCUUACAACAACAAUGAGGAUGCGCCUCACGAGCCUGAUGGGGUGGCCCUUGUAUGGAAUAUGAAGUACAAGAAAACUACCCCAGAGUAUGUCUUUCACUGCCAGUCUGCAGUGAUGUCAGCUACAUUUGCAAAAUUCCAUCCCAAUCUGGUGGUUGGUGGCACAUACUCGGGCCAGAUCGUGCUGUGGGAUAAUCGCAGCAAUAAGAGAACCCCAGUACAGAGAACGCCACUUUCAGCUGCUGCUCACACACACCCAGUGUACUGUGUAAAUGUUGUUGGGACCCAGAAUGCUCAUAAUUUGAUUAGUAUCUCAACUGAUGGGAAAAUAUGCUCUUGGAGUUUGGAUAUGCUUUCCCAACCACAGGAUAGCAUGGAGCUGGUUCACAAACAGUCCAAGGCUGUGGCUGUUACCUGCAUGUCUUUCCCUAUUGGAGAUGUCAACAAUUUUGUUGUUGGAAGUGAAGAAGGCUCAGUGUACACUGCAUGCCGUCAUGGCAGCAAAGCUGGAAUCAGUGAGAUGUUUGAAGGACACCAGGGACCAAUCACAGGUAUCAACUGCCAUGCAGCAGUUGGACCUGUAGACUUCUCACAUCUUUUUGUCACCUCUUCUUUUGACUGGACAGUAAAGCUUUGGACAACGAAGAAUAACAAACCUCUCUACUCCUUUGAAGACAAUUCUGAUUAUGUUUAUGAUGUGAUGUGGUCUCCAACUCACCCUGCCUUGUUUGCCUGUGUGGAUGGGAUGGGCAGGCUUGACCUGUGGAAUCUCAACAAUGAUACUGAGGUGCCCACUGCAAGCAUCACCGUGGAGGGCAAUCCUGCUCUGAACCGUGUGAGAUGGACGCAUUCUGGGAGAGAGAUUGCUGUAGGUGAUUCAGAGGGACAAAUAGUUAUAUAUGACGUGGGAGAGCAAAUCGCCGUGCCUCGCGGGGACGAGUGGACUCGCUUUGGCCGAACGCUGGCAGAGAUCAACGCCAACAGAGCUGACGCAGAGGAGGAGGCUGCGACCCGCAUCCCAGCGUAGAGCCUCCAGACAGCCUGCAGGCCCACACUGGGACGGACUGGAUGCAAAUCCUAGAGUGUCAGUUCUAAUCAGUGUAGGGGAGGAAUAUAUGGAUUCUGCAAUGGACCUGGAAAUGUAUUAAGAUCACUGAAAAUCAGAUCUUGCAUUGUUUUGUUUUAUAUAUAAAUUACAAGCACAUUCUUGGAUUUGUGUAACUUUUAAUACGGUUAACUUUGACUUUGCAGGGAUCUUCUUUUGCUGAAACACUAACCUGGUAUAGAUUUGCUACUUGGCUUCUGUAAAAUCCAAUCUAAAACAGUACCCUUCUGAAAAGUUGAAGUUCUACUCCUAAAACUUUCUGUAUUACAGACUAACCUUCAUUAGGUAGUACAUCUCUGAAGCAUUCUUUGAACUCUUCAAAUUACCCAUGAUAUGCAUGCAUAUGUUCCAAGUUUCAUUGUUUAUAUAUAGAUAAGCCUCAGACUCUGGUAGUGGGUAAUAUAUGUGAAUAAAAAAUUGUCUGUAGUUACAAACUUACAUGAUAAUCAGACCUGAAUUAAUGAAAUACAUAUUUAAUACUAAUUUCCUUUUGUUUGAAUUGGUGCAUUAAAAGGUGAGACUGAUUCAUAAAUAAAUACUAUACGAGCACUUAGUCAGCUGCCCUGACCUCUAAUCUGUGUCCCUGCAGUAGUUUAAAGUUUCUGGGAGCUGAUCCUUUUGUUUUACUAUACACAUCACAGGCUUGUUUUCUACCCUCAACCACCCCUUACUGCAAUGGCAAUUGACCAAUAGCAAAAAGGGUCCUGUUACCAAAUUUUUCUUUUCCAAAGGAUAAGGAACUAGAUUUUAACUUAUAAUUUCUAUAGCAUGAUGGUUUUCAUUCUGUUAACUACAGACUUGCUACUAAUUUUCUGUACUAAGUUCAAGAUUUUUAUUACUGAUUUUUAACAUUUUUAUUGAAACAAAAAUUCUUAAUGGCUUGAAACAGGAAGGUUGUAAUUUGUGUUAAGGGUGACUUUUUUUUUCUUCUUAGCACAUUAUGAAGUUUUCCAUCAGGAUGGGUUGCAGAGGGGCUGUUUCUUUUGGGUUGUUGGUUUUGUUUUUUAUAAAUAACAUGAGUUUUACUCAUUAGGCACUAAAUCAGUUUCGUAGCCUUUACCUUAGGGACUCUACAUUAGUUCUUAAUCUGUUACAAGCUUAUUGUUUUGCCAGAAGAGCUGGUUUUAUAUGCUUAAAAAUAGGAAAUAGGUUUAUAUUCCUCAAUCAGUUUCAUGUCCAGGAGUAUUGUCAUUGUUUCUUCAUUGUUUAACUUUUCUGUUUAGUUUUGGGUUUUUUUCUCUUGUCUUAGUUCAGUUAUUAUGAGCAGCUUGUGGAGACACAGCAGUAACAGCAAUUCUGUCUUCAGAAAGUUUUCUUUUUUGGUGGGUCUGGAGCUGAAAUGUGUUUAGGCUUCCAUUGGCGUUAGCAUUUCAAGAGUGUGUGCCACUCCCUUUUCAGCACAGCCAUGCUGCUCAGGUUGUAGACAUUUAUCCUGUGUGUUCUCCUCAAGCCUACAACAGCAGCUCUGUUCGGCUGAGAGGUAUGUGAACUGUGUAAGAACAGGCACAUCAUGAGACGGUUUGUACCUUUGGGCAAAAGAAUUCUUAACAAGCAGAACUUCUCUUGGUUUGAUGGUUUUGAAGGGAGGGGGUGCUUGGGUUUUUGGUUGGUUGUUCUUGUGGGGUUUUUCAAAAUUACUUUUCAUUGAAUAAUACAUUUCCCUCACUCUUUUAUUUUCAGAAGUGCAGUAGGUAAUGCUUUCUUUCGCAUACACACAGAUCAUCACUACAGUUUUGUGUAGUUUCAACCUUCUAAUAAUUCUCAAUUAUUAAAUUUAACACUACUCUAUCUUUAUUCCUGCUUGUGGUCCUCUCUCACAGAAGUACACAUUAAAAAUGCAAAAGCCGUAUCUGCAACAUUAAGACCAAAAGUGAUGCUGGAUGCUGUAAAUGAGGAUUCUGGGAGUCAAAGUGUCCCGUUUUGGAGCUGCAAGAAACACAAAUGCUGUUGUGCAUUGACAGGUCUCCUAAGGCAUUGAUCAAGGCAGUCGACAAGCUGUGACUAAAGAUUAAAUGCAGUAGGUCCCCACCACUUUUGCCUCUAUUUAGAAAAACAUUAGAUAAAAUCCAUAGAUAGAGGAGAGAGUUCCCAGAAGUCUGUCUCUAUCCAGAAAACAGUACAGAACAAGAAAUUCUUUAAACACAAUACAACAAAUAAGGAAACCUUCUAAUGGGGUUAUCUAUAUUCAUUCAUACUGCAGAAUAGUGAUCAAACUUCUAAGGUCAGUGUAUUGUAUCCUCUGGCUCAGUAAGUAUUAUUCAGCACCAAAAUAAUUUUUAUCUUCUUUAGAGGCUAGAGCUGGAGAAAGGCUGGUCUGUGUAGUGUUCAGUUCUUAAGAAGCCAUUUCUUCAUAAACUGACUUAAUCCCUGAUGGGCCUGCUGUCACCUAAGUAAGAAAACAGAACCUGGAAUCAGAUUAUACCCUUUGGAUAAGCUCUGUUCCAGGAUGUUUAACCCUGUAAGAAACAUGUAUAACUUUGGUAAGCAAGGCUGGAGACCACCCAUCCCAUCUCUGGCCACAAGGACGGUGUGACUAAUUUUCCUCCACGAUAGCAGAAAUAAUAAAAAUCAUAAAAACGUAAGUAGGUUUUCCCCCCCUACAGAAUAACCUAAUCUCAUGAUAAAACAAUCUAGAAAUAAAGAGAAUGCUUUCAAGUUUUUAAACAAGUUGUCUAUUCAGGAAAAGAAGGUACUCUGAAUAAUAAACCCUGUAAAAUUUCUUGAGUGUGCUAGUAAGUGGCAAAUCUCUCAUUGUGUUUUGAAUAUGCUACCAUAGAAGUAAUAUCUAUUACACAUUUAGUAUUGCCAUGUAUUUUGAGAGAAUUCAUUGUCACAAUGUAGUGCUGCAAAAUAAAAUAUUGCAUGUGCUCAUCUAA
Vidua chalybeata is the source of this 5024-nucleotide messenger RNA. It is a transcript of the gene DYNC1I2, whose product is annotated as dynein cytoplasmic 1 intermediate chain 2. Gene Ontology annotation, molecular function: dynein heavy chain binding; dynein light chain binding. The record is from RefSeq and is a predicted model, not a curated record. Lineage: Eukaryota; Metazoa; Chordata; Aves; Passeriformes; Viduidae. Gene Ontology annotation, biological process: transport along microtubule. Gene Ontology annotation, cellular component: cytoplasmic dynein complex. The coding region runs from base 181 to 2070 and encodes 629 amino acids. The transcript has 17 exons.